This is a messenger RNA of Callorhinchus milii (elephant shark), 4094 nucleotides long. RefSeq names its product colony stimulating factor 2 receptor subunit beta. The transcript has 14 exons. Gene Ontology annotation, biological process: immunoglobulin mediated immune response; cytokine-mediated signaling pathway. NCBI's taxonomy places the organism in Eukaryota, Metazoa, Chordata, Chondrichthyes, Chimaeriformes, Callorhinchidae. The record is from RefSeq and is a predicted model, not a curated record. Gene Ontology annotation, molecular function: cytokine receptor activity; protein binding. Gene Ontology annotation, cellular component: external side of plasma membrane. Bases 207 to 2990 code for a protein of 927 amino acids.
ACAUAGAUAGCGUUAGAGAGACACAGAGAGACACACACACAUACUAACAUAGAUAAAGUGACACACACCAAGGUAAAGAGGGAGACUGACAGAGAAACACCAAUGAACUUGCUCUCCAGGUGUGAUGAGGUGACAGGAGCCUAACCCGAUACACACACACACACUCCUGAACUAACUCACCACGAAGAAUCUGCAGGGAUUUCACCAUGUUGCCGGCAGGAAGGACCAGCUUUCUCCGUCUGGUGCUGCUCUGGCUUCUUGUCACCGUCUGCUCUUCUAAAGUGAACGAGCUGCAGUGUUACAAUGACUACGCCACCAGGAUCGAUUGCCACUGGACGGAGGACAUCUCAGUGAAGCCCCACAUACCCAUGAGGCUCUUCUAUCAGAAAGUGGACAGCUUAAGCAGUGAGCCGGAGCAGCAAUGUGAUGCGGUGCAGGUGAACCAGUCCGACUCCCUCAUCAGCUGGAACUGCACAAUCUGGAGAAAAUCUUUUUAUGCCAGUUUAGUCUACAAGUUCACCUUCAAACCAGUCACCCCACUCAAUGUCAGACAAACCACCAGCCUGAUGGACAACAUCAGACCCCGGCCUCCAGCCAACCUGAGCAUCAGCCACAUGAUGACCGGUGACUACCAUCUGACCUGGCAAACAGUGUACAGUGAGGCCAGUGGCAGCCGGCUCCAUGGCCACCUCCAAUACCAGGUUGAUCACUGCAGCCACCAGCAGUGUUGGCAGGAUGCUGUGAGUGAGCUGGUGCUGGAGAACAGGACACACUUAGUGAUCAGCCGGAGGCUGGCAAAGCCGGGAGAGCAUCGGGCACGGGUACGAGCCAGACCCCAGGCUAGCGGCCAGUACACAGGGUACUGGAGCCAGUGGAGCACAGAGAUCAGAUGGAACGUCACCCCUGAGACAACAGGACCUAAAACCGAACCUGCUGAUGUCCUGCCCAAGAACCUGCAGUGUGAGUACGAUGGAGUGGCAGAGAUGGGUUGUACCUGGGAGGUGCCCAGCCAGUCACUUGGCCAGGUGGAGUUUAAGCUGCACUACGCCAAAGCCAACAACAUGCUGAGCGAGUGCUCACCUACUGUCACACAGCAGCAAACCUCGCAUCCCACCAGCUUUGGCUGUAAGUUUCCUGUGGACGGUCAGGAGACUGCGGACAACUACACAGUGGUCCUGAAGGCAGUGGAGCCAACACACAUGAUCAGGCUCUGUAAAACCAUCAGAGCUGCUGAACCCUUCAACCUGACGGUGACCCCGAGCUCAGACGGGUAUAAACUGAAAUGGGAGGCCAUAGAGAAACCGGAACAGGCACUGCAGUACCAGAUCCGCCAGGAGAAGGCAGACCAGGCCGGGCUGAACCCGAAAAUGGUGGACAUUCCCCAAAGCAGCCGGUUCUACGUGUUCCCGAAGAGCUCGCUGGAGCUUGGCAGCCGGUAUUCUUUCAGGGUCAGGGCUAAGAUGGCCAAGGCCGGGCAGGACGGUUAUGAUGGACCCUGGAGCGAAUGGAGCAGAGAAAUCAUCCUGAACGUUAAGGGAGACUCGGAGUACAUCACCAUUCUAAUAACUGGGACACUUAUUUCACUGGCCAUCUUAAUGACUCCACCGAUCUGCUGGCUCAUAUGCAGGAGAAAGCGCUCCUGGUUGGACAGUAUUCCGAAUCCGGGAAAGAGCAAACUGUUCCAGAGCGAAGGCCAGGGAGCUCUGUUAAGACCCACAACUUCUCUCAUCACUAUAACGGAUGAGAUGAGCUUGGACGAGUCUUGCGUUACAUGUCCUGAGAUCAUCCCUAGUGAGAAGCACAAGUUGGCCAGCAGUGAGGAGACUCAGAUGAACGUCACACCCUCUCCCGAGCCGAGUGAGCAGCUUAUCGGACAAGACCAACCUUACCAACAGUUUGCGCUGCUGACCAGUGGCAGCCAGUGGUGCCAGCCAGUGCCUGCGGAAGCCUUGCCCAGUCUCGUGCUGCCCCACACUGACCUGAGAGAGCUAACUGGGUACAGAGACCCUCCCUGUCGCUCCGACUACGACGGGCCCUAUCUGUACAGCGGCCAAGCUUCGUCCCUGCCUAAUUUCUUCUCCAAACCCAAGGCCGAGCCUGGCAAAGGUGCUGAUGGCCAGUCUGAGGAUGCCCAAGACAGGCUGUGGUAUACGAAGAUCCCACAGGAGGUCUCUGAGACUCUGCUCGAAUCAGGCAAUAACCAAGCUACUCCUCCUGUCUCCGAUUAUGUCCUGAGCUUCGCACAGACGGCCUCCAGUCCUCUGCUAGUGCCCAAAACCUCUGGUUCUUAUGUCCAGGCGGAGAGGACCUGUUCCAGAAAAACCUUUCCGGAUGAACCACCUUUUGUGGUGAACAAUUAUGUUCUAAGCCCCCCAAAGCCAAACCUAGUUCCCUUACCUGGGACCAUGGCUGGCUAUGUUCACAACAUGAACUCCAAUAUUUUUUGUCCGUCUUCAAGCCAAUCAGUUCCCGAAGCCUUCCCUACUCGUUCUGCCAACUCCCAGCGACAAAGCCUCGCUGCACUCUGCCCACCCGAUAGCAGGGGCUACGUGCUGUCUUUACCGGGAGACACUGCUCCCCAGGAACUCGGAAACAAACAAUCUGCCAACCAGCGGCCAAGUGUGAACUCCCAGACCUCAAGUCACCAGGCGCUCAGUGAUUAUGUCACUGAACUAAAACCCUCGUCCAAGCUUCAAGCUCAUCCUGAGGAACCUCCAGUGAAAAAGCCGCUGUAUGUUGAGGACACUCCCUCUGAGUUCCCAGUUGUCCUUCUGCAACAAGGCUCCAAACCCAUUGUCCUCAAGCAAGUUGGUGAUUAUUGCUUCAUUCCAACAUCUCUUUCCCAUGACGAUGCAGGCAGCAACCCCGGGGCUUUGCUGAAAACUCAGGACAUGAGUCAUGACCAUGCGGCCAACCAGCAGGUCAGCCAUAAACCAGAACCUCAUCAGUCUCUUUGCACCACUACACACCAGCUGGUGUCCCAGCCCUAGCCUCACACGCACACACACAUGCAUACACACACACGCAAGCACACACAGCUUCCUCACUGACUCAGUGACAAAAAAAAACUCUUUGGAAAGAAAACCAUUGAUGAGAAAUAAAGGACAUGAUGUAUUGGCCCGAGAGGAGAACGAGAGAAACACAAACCCAAGGCACUUGGCAAAAUGUGUUGACUUUUCUUUCUGUGAACCAAUCAAAGUCUUGUUGACUGUCUGUGGUGACACUUUGUCUGUGAAUACUUUACCUGUAGCUUGUCAGGGCCUGUGUAUAUAUUGUUCCUGUGCUGUGCUGGGCUGGCAAUAAUCACAUGUGGAUGAGCUGUUUCAAUUGUUAAGAAUACUGUCAAGUUCCUUCUCGUUCUAACGAUUGUAGUUUCCAAUUGUGUGAACAGCUUGUUAUAGCUGCAAGAUUUUCCUUGUUAUUUGCAAACCAAAUAGUUCAGUGAGGUAGAGCCACCUUGUCAUCAGGAGAUCAUGUUUGAAUGAAGUGGUUCUAUGGGCAGGGUGCCACUGAUCUGCCCCCUCUCACACAAUCACUGGGAAGUCCUCCGAAUGUCUCCACAUGAUGAAAGGUGCUGUAUCAAAUGCAAGCAUUAUUAUUACUAAUACAAUUAACAAUUUCAAAGCACUUCGGAUUGAAUGGGGAAUUGGACCUUUAGAGGAACAUUAAUAAAGAUCUAGGGAUUGGGGUUAGGACUAACUUUAAUCCUGUCAACCAUUUCCUCCUCUCUGGUUCCCUGGGCUUCUCUUCCUCCUCGCUCUAUGGAAGAAGCAAUCCUACCCCUUCUCAACACUCUUCCUCCCACUUUUUAAAUCUACUCUCUGCUGGCAAGGUCCUCUCUCUGUGAUCUUCACCAGCCUGUGAUGGGAGGGAUGAAGGUCAGGAGGAGCCAGCAGUCUCUCAGUCGUUCCUGGGAUCUGGUUUCUCUGUCCUCACAAUCCUCAACGAUUGUAUCUUCAACCGAAGGCAAACCGGAAUUUCUGCCUUGCAAGCCAACAUCGGAAGCUCAGGUGUGUCGCAUUCUUUGUUAAGGAGUAAUAUGGCUUUUACAUUUAUCGUUCACCAAAAGCAAUAAAGAAGUAACUUUUGUUGAA